Molecule: messenger RNA, 1767 nt
Organism: Hordeum vulgare subsp. vulgare (domesticated barley)
Lineage: Eukaryota; Viridiplantae; Streptophyta; Magnoliopsida; Poales; Poaceae
Product: UBP1-associated protein 2C
Exons: 2
Coding region: 111-1436 (441 amino acids)
Molecular function (GO): RNA binding
Source: RefSeq, a predicted model, not a curated record
GAUCCCACCCGACAAGUCGCGUCGAACCCUUCCUACCCACCCAUACCCUCGCCGCAACGCCGACAAGCCCUAGCUAGGGUUUUGCUCUUUCCCUACCCCCGUCCCCGCUCAUGGAUCCCUUCUCGAAGAAGCGCAAGCCGGACGAGAACGGCGCGGUCGCCGCCUCCCCCGCCGUCGGUGCUGCCGCGCUCGGGCUCACGCGCGAUGACGUCCUGCGUCUCCUCGACCCGCUGUCCCGCGACCAGCUCGCCGAUAUCGCCGCCGCCGCGGCGCUCGCCUCCGGGGUUGCGCUCGAUGCCGUGCGCGCCGCCGCCGACCGCGACCCGGCCCUGCGCAAGCUCUUCGUCCGGGGCCUCGGCUGGGAGACCAACUCCGACUCGCUCCGCGCCAUCUUCUCCGCCUACGGCGACCUCGAGGAGGCCGUGGUCAUCAGCGACAAGACCACCGGCCGCUCCAAGGGCUACGGAUUCGUUACCUUCCGCCACGCAGACUCCGCGCUCCUCGCUCUUAAGGAACCAUCCAAGAAGAUCGACGCCCGCGUGACCGUCACUCAACUCGCGGCCGCUGGCGCUGCCGGUGGACCGUCCGGUGGAACUACUGGCGCAGGUGGCAUCCCUUCAGCAGACGUCUCACUCCGCAAGAUCUUUGUUGGGAACGUUCCCGCUGACAUGCCAUCAGAGCGCCUCCUCGCGCACUUUGCUUCCUAUGGAGAGAUUGAAGAGGGGCCGCUUGGAUUCGACAAGCUGACGGGCAAGUUUAGGGGCUUUGCGCUCUUUGUGUACAAGACACCUGAGGGGGCGCAGGCCUCACUAGUGGACUCAACUAAGGUAAUCGAUGGGCAACAGCUCUUGUGCAAGCUAGCCAUCGAGGGGAAGAAGGGGAAGCAGCAACCGCAGCAAUCUGGGCCUGCCGGGCAACAGCAACCACAGAUGCUCCAGGGUGGCCCGCCGGACAUGCCUGGUUCUGGGCUUGGGCUAGGAGGACCUCAGAUGGGUGGGCAGUAUGGUGGCCCUGGGAAUGGUAUGCCAUCGUUUGGUGCAUUUGGGGGUCCCAACCCAUAUGGUAACAUGCCAUCGUCCAUGGGUGGCAGUGGUGGAGCUGGUUUGGGCCCAAUGGGAAAUCAGAUGCCUUCCGGGAUGGGUUCUGCUGGGGCUGGUGCAUUUGGCGGCGGUGGCGGACUGGGUGGUGGUUCAUUCGGGGGCUCAUCUCAAUUUGGUGCUGCUGGUAUGGGGCCUUAUGGUGGUCUAGGCAUGGGCGGACCUUCCUCACUAUACCGUAUGCAACAGGGCUCAGGUGGGCUGCCCUCAGGCUAUGGCGAGGGUGGAAACUAUCCUCUUCCAGGGUCUGGUUUCCGGGGUCAGGAUCCUCAAGGGAUGUCACCAGGACCAGGUGGCAGGGCUCCUCCAAUGUACCCCAAUGUGCCACCUUAUUUCUAAGUGAAUGUGUGACUCAGGUUGUUGACAACUCUUGGGAGCAUAUGCUUUGAAUGGUUGUGCUGAAUUCAGAAGUGUUGUCUGCAUGCAUGGAUGUCUUGCAUAUUCUGGCUACCUCUGAUCUGGAAAUCAGUUUUGCUCUGAGUUUUCGCUGUUAAGAGAUAAAUGAAGCUAGAUUAGUCUUUUAUGGGAACUCUUCACUAGACAUGUACUUCUUAUGACUGCUUCGCAGUCUGUCUAUUUAAAUACCCGAAUCAUCAUUUUUAUAUUCUUGUGUAUUGUCUUGUGAUACCAAGUUACUUAUGGUCGUGUAUGGUGAAAGUUUGCUUGGUAA